UGAAAGAGACAAUAUGUCUACAUCUGUGUGUUAUAAGUGUGACAAGCCAGGUCACUUUGCUCGUGAAUGCCCCGAGGGAGGUGGACAGCAGAGGGAGGUUAUUUGUUACAGAUGUGAUAAACCUGGACAUUUUGCCAGGGAUUGUCCUGAGGAGAAGGAGGAGAAGGGUGAGAAUGGAGAGCAUGAAGAGGAGAGAGGAGAACGUGAGGAGAGACGAGGUGGAGGCCGAGGAGGACGUGGUGGACGAGGAGGACGAGGAGGCCGAGGAGGAGGAGAAAGGAAGGAUACUCGGCAGAGGGAGUACGGAAGCGGAGGAGGGUUGAAGUGCUACAAGUGCAACAGAUACGGGCACUUUGCGAGGGAGUGCAAGGAGGAGGAGGAUAGGUGCUACAGGUGCCAUGGUACCGGGCAUAUAUCCCGUAACUGUACCCAGGACGGUGACCAGCCGACCUGUUACAACUGUAACAAGAUCGGUCACAUUAUCAAGGACUGCCCCAGUGCUGGAACUAAGACCUGCUACAAGUGUGGAGGCAUCGGGCACAUCCUCAAGGAUUGCCCCAGCGCAGCGGCUAGAGCAUAAUACAGACGAGUUUAUGUAAAGAGUGCAGUCCAGGAGAAAGAUCAUCGUGGAAAAUUCAUUCUUCUCUCAGGCUCAAUUUAACAUAUGUACUGUUUACAUCCUUCAUACUGCCCAUAUUUCAUCAACUAGCGUUCCGUCUUCUCUGUUUUGAUGGAAAUCCAGUAGACCAGUUCCCAUCGUUCUAGAAAAAUUCUCAGUGUUCCAUUCACCCCUCUUCUCCGUUCCUUAAAUUCUAUAAAGAACAUAAACCUGUGCGUUUUUUAUGUAAAAAAAAGCUUUAAGAACGUAAUUGUUAAAAAAAUUUAAUAUUAUGCAUCACAUAGUGAGGAAAUGACAUCAAUUUACGCAUGAAAUUAUAACAUUUUAAAUUUACUGCUCGAACAAAAAAUGAUUAACUGCUAAAAUUUAAAAUCCUUGAACAAUCAAUCAAAACUGGAAAUUUUUCUAUCAACUAUCAAUUAAGAUAUUUAAACAAAUUUGAAAAUAAAUCCGAUUUAUUUUUCUUCAGAUUCAAGGAAAAAAAAUUUCAAUAGAAAUGGAGAUUAGUGAAAGCCGCAACUACAAGUAAUACAAAUGGAUUGUAGAAAACAUGGAAUGAAAUUCCUUUUUCACAAAUGAGAAAAAACGUAUGAAAUGAUAAACACAACCAGACCAUGAAGUACUGCAACUGUUCGCACAUUUUGAACUUUGUUACAGUACAAUAUAUUAUGGUAACUGUACCUCUAUGUGGAAUUGACUUGCUUCGCUUAACCAAAUACACUACGUUUAAAAAAA
Eurytemora carolleeae is the source of this 1354-nucleotide messenger RNA. RefSeq names its product CCHC-type zinc finger protein CG3800. The transcript has 7 exons. The record is from RefSeq and is a predicted model, not a curated record. Gene Ontology annotation, biological process: positive regulation of cytoplasmic translation. NCBI's taxonomy places the organism in Eukaryota, Metazoa, Arthropoda, Copepoda, Calanoida, Temoridae. Gene Ontology annotation, molecular function: translation regulator activity; single-stranded RNA binding; mRNA binding. Gene Ontology annotation, cellular component: cytoplasm. The coding region runs from base 14 to 580 and encodes 188 amino acids.